Molecule: messenger RNA, 423 nt
Organism: Sphaeroforma arctica JP610
Lineage: Eukaryota; Ichthyosporea; Ichthyophonida
Exons: 1
Coding region: 1-423 (140 amino acids)
Source: RefSeq, a predicted model, not a curated record
AUGAAUCGUCAAGCCUUACAACUAACAAGUCUAUGCAUGGCAAGUUUCUGUCCUUCACUAGUCGGCGCACUGAUAGGGUGCAUGGGUUUCGGCGACAAUCCACGAUUGGGGCUGAAGGGGAUGAAAUGUCGAACGAGGAGAGGCUACGGGCGAUAUGUGAUGCGAGAGACGGUAGACCCAAAUGCGAAGGAGGGUGAAGAGGCCUUGAGUGAGAUUGUCGGAAAACGCAUUGCUGCACUCAAUGCCGUUCUCGAGAAAGCUACUGCAAAUUUCCAGCAGAGCAUAAACACGUGUGGUCUAAACAAACCGGUAGAAAUUGAUUCAGAAGAGGAUAUCUACCACAACAUACAACAAAACCGGUCUGCCCGGUCUGUACUUGCAGAAGUGGCUGUAUUCAUUGUUAAUCGAGUCAUGUAUGCAUGA